AGCAGGUACAGGUGCGCUCUCAGGUACACUCCCACAGAAACCCGACGCUUCCGGCUUCCUAUAGUUUCGUCGGAUCCACUCGACUUCUCCUGAUCUUAGUGGACUCCUGGCACAACAUCUCAUCGCUACUUUAACGCUGGUUCCGAGAGUCGAACCUUCUGAGCGGACCCACGGACGGACGACAGGGCGAGGAGAGCCGGCUCAGGUGCUUCCGCGUGACCGCUGAUGGACUACAUGGACAGCGGGCUGAAAUACACACCCAAGUCUGACAAAGACUGGGACUCGUCGGUGCAGUUCCUGCCUGCCUCUGACAACAAGAAGCUUGAGAAGAAGAAGGGUCCGGGGAAGAUCGGAGCAGUGAUCGGGCUUCUGAUCUUCGCUGCUGUCGUGGCACUGAUGACCGGACUGCUGGUCUGGCACUUUCACUAUCGCAAAGAUGUGCGCAUCAAGCAGAUGUACAGUGGCUCCAUGCGGAUCACCAACCAGGGUUUUGUGGAGGCCUACGAGGACGCCAACAGCACGGAGUUCAAGGCGCUGGCCAAGCAGGUGAUCAUGCAGCUCAAGGUGCUGUACAGCAAGAGCCCGCAGCUCGCCAAGUACUACGUGGGCUCCUCUGUCCAGGCAUUCAGUGAAGGCAGCGUCAUUGCCUACUACCUGUCGGAGUUCAGCGUGCCGUCCGGCCAGGAGUCUGCCGUGGCCAAAGCCAUGGCCGACAUCGACAAGCUGGUGGACAAGUUCCAGCGUAGCAGCUUCAGAACGGGAAACUCUCUGGUGAUGGAGGACGUCACGUCCUCGGCAGUGGACGAGCGUCUGGUGUCGUCCUCAUUCAGCAGGUUCUUCCGGUACUCUGAACACACCAGAAUCAACCACUUGGGUCAGAUCCAGUCGCCAGGCUUUCCCAACCGGCCCUAUCCACCCAAUACCUUCAUCCAGUGGCAGAUCCGUGCUGACCCAAACUCGGUCAUAAAACUAGACUUCGACACCAUGAACCUGGAGGAGGACUGCAGGAACGACUUUGUCAAAAUCUACGACUCCCUGGUGGCCAUUGAGAGACGUGUGGUGCAGGAGCUGUGCGGCUACUACUCCCCCAGUGAACCUUUGACCUUUCUGUCAUCUGGCAACGUCAUGCUGGUCACCAUGGCAACCAACGAUAGACUCAACUAUCCUGGAUUCCGGGCUCAGAUCUCACAGGUGCCCAGAGGAAGCCCAGUGUUGUCCUGUGGAGGACAGCUUUCCGGGGACAAGGGAACCUUCUCCUCACCAAACUUCCCCAACUACUAUCCUCCACUCACCAGGUGCCAGUGGUUCAUCAAGGUUCCUGCUGGAAAGGCAGUGAAGGUGACGUUCAAGAAGUUCCUGAUGACCGAGCCCAGCGAGGACGGCAGCUGCCGCAAAGACUUCGUGGAGAUCAAUGGCAAAAGGAUCUGUGGGGAUAAACCGGACCGGACCGUGACUGAGACCAGCGGCUCCAACUCCAUGAACGUGUUAUUCGUGUCCGACGCCUCUUAUGUGGAUCGUGGGUUUGACGCUGAGUUUGAAGCCAUCGACAGCAAGAACCCGUGUCCGCAGCAGUUCCAGUGCAUGAACCAGCGCUGCAUCAAAGCCGACCUCCGAUGCGACGGCUGGAACGAUUGUGGCGACAUGUCCGACGAGCUCAAGUGCAAGUGCAAGAGUGCCGACAUUACCUGCAAGAACGGAUUCUGCAAACCCAUGUUCUGGAAAUGUGACGGCGUGGACGAUUGCGGCGACGGCACAGAUGAGCAGGACUGCGGUUGCAAGUCUGGGCAGAUGAAGUGCCUGAACGACAAGUGCGUCUCUGACAAGAAGCUCUGCGAUGGGCGCGACGACUGUGGCGAUGGAUCUGACGAGCUGGACUGUGGAACAAACAGGGGCGUGUCCUGCACAGAUCUGACCUACAAGUGUAACAAUGACCAGUGCCUCAGUAAAACAAACCCGGAGUGCGAUGGGGUGGUGGACUGUGAGGACGGUUCGGACGAGCAAAACUGCGACUGCGGACGCAGCAAAUUCAGGACGUCACGAAUCGUUGGCGGGCAGGACGCGGAAGAGGGGGAGUUUCCGUGGCAGGUCAGCCUCCACGUCAAGGGCUAUGGUCACGUGUGCGGCGCCACCAUCAUCAGUCCAAAAUGGCUGGUCACUGCAGCCCACUGUGUGCAGGACGACGGCAAAACCAGGUUCUCUCAGCCGCAGACGUGGGAGGCUCAUCUGGGCCUCCACUCUCAGGGAGUCGCAGGCCACUCUGUGAAGAGGAACCUCAAGGCCGUCAUCUCUCACCCCAACUACAACGACUACACCUUUGACAAUGACAUCGCCCUGAUGGAGCUAGAGAGUCCUAUCACCUACAGCGACUACAUCCAGCCCAUCUGCCUGCCGGCGCCGCAGCACAUCUUUCCGGACGCCCACAUAGUGUGGAUCACCGGCUGGGGGGCCACCAGGGAAGGAGGAUUCGCUGCCAAGGUUCUCCAGAAGGCUCAGGUCCGAAUCAUCAACCGCUCGGUGUGCAACAAACUGAUGGGUGGUCAGAUCACAUCCAGGAUGAUGUGUGCCGGCGUGCUGGAAGGAGGAGUCGACGCCUGUCAGGGAGACUCCGGUGGCCCUCUGUCCAGUCCGGCCAAGAACCGCAUGUUCCUGGCUGGAGUGGUGAGCUGGGGCGAUGGCUGCGCCCGCCGGAACAAGCCAGGCAUCUACACGGUCACCACUAAGUUCCGCGGCUGGAUCAAGGAGAAGACGGGACUGUAGGAGGCAGCAGGGGGCGCUGAUGCCCACAGACUCUUGGCCCUCGGGGAGUAGCUCUUCUAAGAUGUGAUGUACAUACCUGUUAGUUUAGUGACGUGAUGGAGACCGUCGGGUGCCCAGACUCGACCGUUACGCGUGAAGUGUCCUGAUGAACUUUUAACUGAACCGUCCCACCUGCCUGGCCCAGUUCACCCCUGCUGGAGUUCCUGUUGACGACGUCAGAGCUUCAUUUUAAUGUCUCCUUUGAAUCUAUGUGAAUGAAUUUUAUAGACGUUUUUA
Synchiropus splendidus (mandarinfish) is the source of this 3033-nucleotide messenger RNA. RefSeq names its product ST14 transmembrane serine protease matriptase a (gene st14a). The record is from RefSeq and is a predicted model, not a curated record. Gene Ontology annotation, biological process: proteolysis; acrosome reaction. Gene Ontology annotation, molecular function: serine-type endopeptidase activity; protein binding. NCBI's taxonomy places the organism in Eukaryota, Metazoa, Chordata, Actinopteri, Syngnathiformes, Callionymidae. The transcript is spliced from 18 exons. Gene Ontology annotation, cellular component: membrane. Bases 226 to 2757 code for a protein of 843 amino acids.